AUGGUUCAUGGGUAUCAAUACAGACCACAGUUGGACCAUGGACCAGAUAUGGUCCUUGGCAGCAGCCUAGGCUUGGAUGUCACCAUGGCCCUAGUUGGCAGAGCAGGUCCACUUAUAUCAGGAUGUCCAGUGAACCCUGACAUGGCCCCAGGUUUGGACCCAAAUCCUGGGCAUCCACAGCCUUUGAUGGCAGCAGGAGCCUCAGACAUUAGUGCAGGUCCUGGUUAUGUUGGGCAGGGCCCUUUUAAAAGGGAAUAUAGUGAGUGUGCACUAUAUUGGUUUACAAACCAAGGAACAGUGAUCCAUUUUAACCACCCCAAAAUUCAGGCGUCUCUGGCAGCAAACACCUUCACCAUUACAGGCCAUGCUGAGACAAAGCAGCUGACAGAAAUGCUUCCCAGCAUCCUAAACCAACUUGGAGCAGACAGUCCGACUAGUUUAUGGAGACUGGCUGAAGCUCUGCCCAAACAAUCUGUGGAUGGAAAAGCACCACUUGCUACUGGAGAGGAGGAUGAUGAUGAAGUCCCAGAUCUGGUGGAGAAUUUUGAUGAGGCUUCUAAGAACGAGGCAAACUGAAUUGAGGAGACUUCUAAAGAAGGAGACACUUGCAGAAGUCACAGGAGCUGCUAUUUUCUAUCAUGACUGCUUUUUAAAAUUCUCUUGUUUAUGGAUCUGAUAAAAAUCUAAAUCUCUAAUUUUUAAGCCCAAGCCCCCUGGAUACUGAAGCUCUUUUCAGUUUUUGCUUAAACACAAUUAAUUCUUUGCAGCAAAUAAAGCUGAGGAAGCCUGGGAAUAAAGUUUGGAAAGAGGUUAAUAAAUUCUUUUCCUAGUUAAAAAGACAGGACAGUACAGAUAUCUGAAUACUAACAAAAGUCAGUGGGAAUUUAAUCUUUGGGCUUUAAGACAGCUAGGGUAUCUAACUCCAGUUUAGUCAUUCAGUAAUUUCAUUGUGUUACCAUAAAAUUAUAUACAUAUUUUUAUAAGGAGCAAUUUAUUGGGAUACUAGCCUUUUUCCCCCUUUGGUUAUUUUG
Messenger RNA from Mesocricetus auratus (golden hamster), 1031 nucleotides. RefSeq names its product transcription factor BTF3-like. The transcript is spliced from 2 exons. The record is from RefSeq and is a predicted model, not a curated record. Bases 1 to 576 code for a protein of 191 amino acids. NCBI's taxonomy places the organism in Eukaryota, Metazoa, Chordata, Mammalia, Rodentia, Cricetidae. Gene Ontology annotation, cellular component: cytosol; nascent polypeptide-associated complex.